UCUCUAAUGCCAGCACCUCCUCCAGCUCGCGAGCUCCAGCCGAAGGAGAAGGGGGGUAAGUAAAGAGGUCCCUAUACCAUGGCUCGUACAAAGCAGACUGCCCGCAAAUCAACCGGCGGUAAAGCACCGAGGAAGCAACUGGCUACCAAAGCCGCUCGCAAGAGUGCGCCCUCUACUGGAGGGGUGAAGAAACCUCAUCGUUACAGGCCUGGUACUGUGGCACUUCGUGAAAUUAGACAUUAUCAGAAGUCCACUGAACUUCUGAUCCGCAAACUUCCCUUCCAGCGUCUGGUGCGAGAAAUUGCUCAGGACUUAAAAACAGAUGUGCGCUUCCAGAGUGCAGCUAUUGGUGCUUUGCAGGAGACAAGUGAAGCCUAUCUGGUUGGCCUUUUUGAAGACACCAACCUGUGUGCUCUCCAUGCCAAACGUGUGACAAUUAUGCCAAAAGACAUCUAGCUAGCACGCCGCAUACGUGGAGAAUGUGCUUAAGAAUCCACUAUGAUGGGAAACAUUUCAUUCUUUAAAAAAAAGAAUUCUCCUCCUGUUAUUGGUAGUUCUGAACGUUAGAUAUUUUUUUUCCAUGGGGUCAAAAAGGUACCUAAGUAUAUGAUUGCAAGUGGAAAAUAGGGGACAGAAAUCAGGUAUUGGCCGUUUUUCCAUUUUCAUUUGUGUGUGAAUUUUUUUAAUAUAAA
Molecule: messenger RNA, 692 nt
Organism: Phyllostomus discolor (pale spear-nosed bat)
Lineage: Eukaryota; Metazoa; Chordata; Mammalia; Chiroptera; Phyllostomidae
Product: histone H3.3A-like
Exons: 1
Coding region: 79-456 (125 amino acids)
Cellular component (GO): nucleosome
Molecular function (GO): structural constituent of chromatin; DNA binding; protein heterodimerization activity
Source: RefSeq, a predicted model, not a curated record